Megachile rotundata (alfalfa leafcutting bee) is the source of this 945-nucleotide messenger RNA. It is a transcript of the gene Polr3K, whose product is annotated as RNA polymerase III subunit K. Lineage: Eukaryota; Metazoa; Arthropoda; Insecta; Hymenoptera; Megachilidae. Gene Ontology annotation, cellular component: RNA polymerase III complex. Gene Ontology annotation, biological process: termination of RNA polymerase III transcription; DNA-templated transcription. Gene Ontology annotation, molecular function: nucleic acid binding; zinc ion binding. The record is from RefSeq and is a predicted model, not a curated record.
UAUACCAUUUUCUAACGAAUUUCAUUUAUUUUCACUUCACGAUUUCGUUAGGCCAUAAUAUUAGUCGAAGUACCGUAAUAAAGCCUUUGCGAGACUCAAUGAUCCGUGAAAAUACUUCGGUUUAGAAAAAAUUGUAAUUUUUUCUUUCGCUAAUACCGUUCUGGCUUACUCGUGCAGGUUGGCUGCCAUUUUCCCCUAGGGAAUCAACAUUUUCUACCGUCAUGUUUCACCGACAAUAAAUAUCGUUUCAUUCUAAUAUGAAAAAUAUUUAUUUUUAUACGCAUUAACAGAUCAUACACAUUAAAUACAGAACUUGGCAACAUUUAUAUCAUCGAAUCAUCUUCCUUAAUAAUUUUAUUACUAUUUUCAAUAUUUCAAAAAUGUUGAUGUUUUGUCCGACUUGCGGUAACGUUUUACGAGUCGAAGAAGCUUUAGCUGGCUUACGUUUUGCGUGCAACACGUGCCCGUAUAUAUUUAACAUAGCUAGAAGAGUGAGUAAUCGUACUUAUCCGAAGUUAAAAGAAGUAGACGACGUGUUGGGUGGAAGCGCAGCUUGGGAGAACGUGGAUUCUACGGAAGAACGGUGUCCAAAGUGUUCUCAUGCUCGAGCGUAUUUUAUGCAAAUUCAAACAAGGUCCGCCGAUGAACCUAUGACCACCUUUUACAAGUGCUGUAAUCCUCAAUGUGGUCACAAUUGGCGCGAUUAAAGCUUUAUUCGUUACUCGAUGGAAAGCGUUGGAUAAGUGUUAAUACUUUGGGUCCGAUGAAGACUCUUUUAAAUUCUGCCUCGAUGGAUCUCAAGACAUUGAGAAAGUCCAAUAAACAUUGGAACUGUAGGGGAAGAAGGAGCGUGGCUAUAGCUGCUACGCUAUUACAGCAAAAUUCAAUUGUAGCAAUUCCAACGGAUACAGUGUAUGGUCUAGCUGGUGUCGUGUCCAAUAACGC